Molecule: messenger RNA, 3733 nt
Organism: Conger conger (European conger)
Lineage: Eukaryota; Metazoa; Chordata; Actinopteri; Anguilliformes; Congridae
Exons: 2
Coding region: 48-2714 (888 amino acids)
Biological process (GO): homophilic cell-cell adhesion
Cellular component (GO): plasma membrane
Molecular function (GO): calcium ion binding
Source: RefSeq, a predicted model, not a curated record
GGACGCGGAGAAGGCAGGUGAUUUGCCUGCUUCUGUGCACCUGUGCUAUGGAUUUGGUUCAGGCGCAGAUCCGAUACUCAAUUCCCGAGGAAUUGGAGCACGGAGCAUUUGUUGGCAACAUAGCAGAAGACUUAGGUCUGGAUGUCGGCAAACUCUCUGCCCGCAGGUUCAGGAUAGUUUCGGGAGCCAGAAAACAGUAUUUAGAAGUUAAUUUGGAAAACGGGAUUUUAUUUUUAAACGAGAAAAUUGAUAGAGAGGAACUGUGCGAACAGAGCGCGACAUGUUUUUUACAUUUGCAAGUCGUGAUUGAAAAUCCUUUAGAACUGUACAGAGUGGAAGUAGAGAUUUUGGAUGUGAACGACAAUUCUCCCAGUUUUCCUUGGAGUGAGUUUGAUUUGGAAAUAACCGAGUCCGCCGCGCCCGGGUCCCGCUUUCCGCUCGAGAGCGCACAGGAUCUGGACGUGGGCACCAACGCUCUGCGCACGUACCUGCUGAGCUCGAACGACCACUUUGUCCUCGACAUCCAGACGCGAAACGACGGCAGCAAGUUCGCGGAGCUGGUGCUAGAGACUCCACUGGAUAGAGAGCAGCAGAAGACGCACCAGAUGAUCCUGACAGCGGUGGACGGUGGCACGCCGGAAAGAUCGGGCACUGCACUUAUCACAAUCACUGUACUGGACGCCAACGACAACGUUCCCGUUUUUGAUCAGUCUGUUUAUCGUGUGAGUUUAGUGGAGAAUGCACCGAGAGGCACCCUCGUAAUUAAACUGAACGCUUCCGAUUUGGACGAAGGUUCGAAUGGAGAGAUUACCUACUCUUUCAGCGGACACGCUCCUCUGAGAGUGCGGGAGCUCUUUAGCGUGGACUCCUACACCGGCGAAAUCAGAGUCAAAGGCGUAGUGGAUUAUGAAAAAGCCAGUGUUUAUGAAUUAUAUGUGCAAGCCAAGGACAAAGGUCCGUCGGCCGUUGCGGUGCACUGCAAAGUAUUAGUAGAUAUAUUAGAUGUAAAUGACAACGCGCCGGAGGUGAUUCUAACCUCGGUUUCUACGCCUGUUCAGGAAGAUGCUCCUCCCGGGACUGUCAUCGCUGUGAUAAGUGUAAUGGAUCGGGACUCAGGGGAAAACGGGAAUGUACAGUGCCAAAUCCCCAGUAACGUGCCAUUUCAACUCCACUCUUCCUUCAAGAAUUAUUACACUUUAGUCACGAGCGAAUUGCUCGACAGAGAAUCUGUGUCCGAAUACAACAUCACCCUCACGGCGAGGGACCUCGGCGCACCGCCUCUGUCCACAAGAAAAACUAUUUUAAUUCAAGUAUCUGACAUUAAUGACAACGCUCCCCGCUUCUUACAGCCCUCUUACACGGUCUAUGUGACUGAAAAUAAUGCCCCGGGCGCGUCAAUUUGCUCGGUGACUGCAUUCGACCCCGAUUCCAAUCAGAACGCUUAUCUGUCCUACUCUAUUCUUGAAGACCAAAUCCAGGGCAUGCCGGUGUCCACUUACGUAUCCAUCAACUCAGACAAUGGUAAUAUCUACGCGCUCCGCUCCUUCGACUACGAGCAGCUGAGAAACUUUCAGAUUCGCGUUCAAGCUCAGGAUGCGGGCUUCCCACCCCUGAGCAGCAAUGUAACGGUCAACGUAUUUGUUUUGGACCAGAAUGACAAUGCGCCCGUCAUUGUCUCUCCGUUACCUAAAAACGGCACCGUGGCGACCGAAAUGGUCCCUCGGUCUGUUGACGCCGGUUACCUCGUCGCGAAAAUCACUGCCAUUGACGCGGACGCGGGGCAAAACUCGCGGCUUUCGUACCAGGUUCUCCAGGCAACGGAUCCGGGGUUAUUUAGUGUUGCCCUUUAUACGGGCGAAAUCAGGACGAUUCGGCGAUUUGUAGAUAAAGACGCCACGAGGCAAAGAUUGGUCAUUUUAGUCAAGGACAACGGUCAGCCGUCCCUCUCGGCCACUGUUUCUAUCAUCCUAUCAGUAGUUGACAGCGUGCCAGAAUCCCUGUCCGAUUUUGGUGACCUCACCCUAAGCCCCCAGUCCCCAUCCAACCUUCCUCUCUAUUUAAUCGUGUCUCUGAGCACAAUUUCGUUCAUAUUUCUGGUGGCAAUAAUUGUCCUGGCUGCCAUUAAGUGCUACAAGGACAGAGACUCAAUACGAGGAUACAGCUUCUCCUUCAGCGACUGCUGCGCGUUUGAGCCAGAACCGCCCACGGAGGUGUUCAAAAAAUCCAACCUAAACCUGCAGAUAUCGUCUGGGACCAAAGUACCAACGAACUGUGUAGAAGCGAAUACCAACGGUCCUCUCUCGCAAGCCUACUGCUACAAAGUGUGUUUAACCCCGGAAUCUGCAAAGAGCGACUUCAUGUUCUUGAAGCCGUGCAGCCCGACUACGCCGAGGAACAACGUGAAAGGUACAGAUAACCUGGUGUCAGCUUGGAGCGCGCAAAACCGCAGCGGCACUGUGAACAACGGAGCUACAACCCCGAAUGAGAUUAUAGAAUGUCCUCCCCCUCCGCCGGAGUGCCCAACCGCUCGUGGACCCCGAGGUACGCCUCCCAACCCGCCUCACGCCCGCCGCCAGACUACCAGCACAACGUCUACAUCCCGGGGACUCCCGGCGCUCGCCCGCCGCCGGACUACCAGCACAACGUGUACAUCCCCGGGACCCCCACCGCGCACUGCACCCUCCGGCCCCUGCACCGGAGCGAGCUCGACAUGAAGAACGCCUUCUCCACCUUCGGGAAGAAGCGCAGGUUCAUAUCCGGCUACGACCCCCGAGAGGACGCGGUGAUCAACGACCUCUUCAACGCGUAGCGGUCACGGAGGGAGGAGUCGCACCGCCGCGCGGGUCGUUCCGUGAGACUCGUCUCCGAUGCUGAGCUGUUCGGGGGGGUCAGUUUCUACCGCAGGGCGUGUCUAAGACCCUUCCGGUGAGAUCCAACUUAAUGCCAAAAAAUGUGACCAAAACACAAAAAACACCCCCCCCCCCCAUUACAUUGUGUCCAUAGUACAAAAGCACAACCCGAAAGACCUGUCCACUCACGCUGUUGACACCAGCCAUUUACAUGUCACUGUGGAGUAACAGUGUCACAUGCAGACCAUACUGAGACCAUUGCUGUAACGGAUGAUCCAAGGCUUCGAAAGGCAACCUCAAACUGCUUAUAGCAAAUUGCAAUACUACAAAUGUGUAGUAUGACAUAUCCACAUCAUAUCUCACUGGCUUAGUCUGGAAAAUGUGUAACUUUUUAUAUGUCAUAAACUGCAGAGGGCAUUCAGAGAUUUAUGAUUAUAUUCCUACUUGUUAUUGUAUUAUUAUUACUAUUAUUAUUAUUAUUAUUAUUAUUUCAGACUCAAUGAUACCCCAAUGACGAUUCAAGUAAUUAGUAUAUUAGUAUGUGAGGCAGAAUCAUUUUGCCAAAUGCACUUCCUUCCUCACUGAAGGCCGUCUGUGAUGCACUGUUUAACACUGUCUGCAUUUUUGAAUGAUACUCACAUAUAGAUGGCCGCUAAGUCAUUUCACCCAUGCAGUCUGUUUAAGAACCAUUGGGCUUGGUGCAGCAGAAUAUGACCAAUGAAAGAGAAUAUUGUCAUAUUGUCAUACAGUAUAUGCAAACUGCAUUUUUAACGCAGGCGAUUCACGAAGCGUGUGGCAUAUCAUUUGUAUAUACAUCUGAGAAUAAAUUAUUUUUCGAUGUCACCUUGUAAUGUUGUAAUUAAUAAAAUGCUGAAAUAUUUCAA